AUGGCGUUUCUCGGUGUGUUGUCAUUCCCUCUUUUUUUUUUUUUUUGGCCUCAUGGGCGUUUUGGAUCACUUAUUAUUAUUAUUAUUAUUUUCGCUUGCCGACCGGCAAUACUUUCAACUCGAGUCGUGGGGACUUUGGGAACAACUUCUUUCUAUUAUUUAUUUAUUUAUUUAUUUAUUUUAUUUUAUUUUGCCUUUUUAACAAUAACAGCAGCAGAAGAAAUAGAAGCGAAAAGGAGUAAAGGAGUCGCUUUAAUGCAAAGCACUUUAAUUCUUAAAAAGACCGUUGACGACGUCUGGCCGCUCACGGCCAAGCGUGUGCUCAUCCGCGUGGACUUCAACGUCCCUAUUCAUAAUGGGAUCAUCACGAACGAUUAUCGCAUCCGCGCCGCCAUCCCCACAAUCCGUCGUGUGAUUGAUCAAGGGGGCAUAUGUAUCUUGAUGAGUCACCUUGGCCGCCCCAAAGGCGUGUCAUACACCUCUGCGAAGAAAGACAUUCAAAAGAGGUACCAUGGAGGGCUGUUUAACGACAGCAGAGGGAAGACCGCCUUUUUUGCCGUACUUUCGGGUGAGGAGAAGGCAAAGAUUUUGGCACUCUCCAGUGCAAAGGAUGAGGCUUCCAGACUUUCACUCAGCGAGGGGUCUGGCAAGACUGCUGUCUUUUCACGGUUGCCGGAAGAGGAGAAGCAAACGUUGCUAGUGCGGUACAUUUCUGAAAAUAAAGAACAAAUCUUUCCGCAGCUCAGCCUCAGUUCAGGAUAUGAAGAAAAACUUACUCUACGACCAAUUGCCGUGCGACUUGCUGAGUUGCUUAAUCAACACGUUUACUUUGCUCACGAUUGUAUGGAUGCCAAGAUGGAAAUAAGUCUUCUCAGGAGAGGUGAGGUUAUGCUGCUCGAGAACGUGCGCUUCUACGUGGAGGAGGGAAGCAAGAAGGAGGAGGAGCGUGACGCAAUGGCACGCGUGCUGGCGUCGUACGGCGACGUGUACAUCAGUGACGCCUUUGGCACAGCCCACCGCGAGAGUGCGACGAUGACGGGCAUUCCAAAGGUGCUUGGCCACGGUGCCGCCGGCUACUUGAUGGAGAAGGAGAUCUCGUACUUCGCGAAGGUGCUGGGCAGCCCAGCGCGGCCGCUGGUGGCGAUUGUGGGCGGCGCUAAAGUGAGCGACAAGAUCCAGCUGCUGGACAACAUGCUGCAGCGCAUUGACCACCUGAUCAUUGGUGGCGCGAUGGCGUACACGUUUCUGAAGGCGCAGGGCCACAAGAUUGGGAGCUCGAUGUGCGAGGAGGACAAGCUGGACCUCGCACGCUCGCUGCUGAAAAAGGCCGAGGACCGCAAGGUGACUGUGCUGCUGCCCGUGGACCACGUGUGCCACACCGAAUUCAAGGCUGUGGAGGCACCGUUGGUGACGGAGGGCGUGGACAUCCCUGACGGCUACAUGGCGCUGGACAUCGGCCCGAGGACGAUUGAGAAGUACGUUGAGGUUGUGGCGAAGUGCAAGAGUGCGAUCUGGAACGGUCCGAUGGGUGUGUUUGAGAUGGCGCCGUACUCGAAGGGCACGUUUGCGAUCGCGAAGGUGAUGGGCGACAGCACGCAGAACCAUGGGUUGAUGAGCAUCAUCGGUGGCGGCGACAGUGCGAGCGCAGCGGAGCUGAGUGGCGAGGCGCCGCGCAUGUCCCACGUGUCGACGGGUGGUGGCGCGUCGCUGGAGCUGCUGGAAGGCAAGACUCUUCCUGGCGUUGCCGUGCUGGACGACAAGGAGUAA
Messenger RNA from Trypanosoma cruzi, 1767 nucleotides. Its product is annotated as phosphoglycerate kinase, putative. Gene Ontology annotation, biological process: glycolytic process; gluconeogenesis. The coding region runs from base 1 to 1767 and encodes 588 amino acids. The record is from RefSeq and is a predicted model, not a curated record. The transcript has a single exon. Gene Ontology annotation, cellular component: cytosol. Gene Ontology annotation, molecular function: phosphoglycerate kinase activity; ADP binding; ATP binding. Lineage: Eukaryota; Euglenozoa; Kinetoplastea; Trypanosomatida; Trypanosomatidae.